Molecule: messenger RNA, 729 nt
Organism: Guillardia theta CCMP2712
Lineage: Eukaryota; Cryptophyceae; Pyrenomonadales; Geminigeraceae
Exons: 2
Coding region: 54-650 (198 amino acids)
Source: RefSeq, a predicted model, not a curated record
AAGUGUCGCACAGGACGUCUUUUUGGUCUUUUGGUCUUGCCAUCAAGAGUCAGAUGUCCAUACUACGCGUCGCUUCUGCCGCCGUGUGCAUCUUAUUCGUAGCUUGCGUUGUGAUAGCGACUAGGAGGGAAAGCCAAGUCGUGGAGCUCGAGGAGAGGAAGAGUGACUACCUUGGGGAUCAACACGCCCUCAACACCGCAGAUGCGAGGACGGAGGCUGAUAAGUUCUUUGACAAGCGGAUCAAGCAUGAUCGUGUUUACCACAGCUCGGCCAAGUCGCUCAAGAAGAAAGGCAUGUCUGCGAGGGCUGCCAGAAGCGAUCUCAACAGCUUCUUUGAUACUCUGGGGCUGACCAAGUCACACCAGAAGGAGGCGGAGCAUGUGAAGAAGAGUCAUCAGAAGACAACAGUGAACAUUUACAUCAACGAGAAAGGAGACAAGAAGAAGAUGGUGAAGGCGCUGGCUGCGAAGAAGCAGGCAGAGUUGAAGAAAGAACAUCAGGCGAAGAAAGUAGCUAGCAAGCCCAUGAGCAAGUUCGACCGCGAGAUGAAGGAAGCAAAGCAGCUCCUGAAGCAGAGCAAGAUGGAGAGAGCCCUAGCUCAGGCUCGCACUGUUGCUCUCAAGGCUGAGGCUCCUUACUACACAAGCUGAGGAAGGAGUGAACUCACUCACUCUCUCCCUCUCUCCUCUCCCUCAACUCGUCUUGAACAUUAAACACGAUGAACUUCCU